Leucoraja erinaceus (little skate) is the source of this 5161-nucleotide messenger RNA. RefSeq names its product zinc finger and BTB domain containing 44 (gene zbtb44). The transcript has 6 exons. Gene Ontology annotation, biological process: regulation of transcription by RNA polymerase II; positive regulation of gene expression. Bases 166 to 2034 code for a protein of 622 amino acids. The record is from RefSeq and is a predicted model, not a curated record. Lineage: Eukaryota; Metazoa; Chordata; Chondrichthyes; Rajiformes; Rajidae. Gene Ontology annotation, molecular function: DNA-binding transcription factor activity, RNA polymerase II-specific; protein binding; RNA polymerase II cis-regulatory region sequence-specific DNA binding.
ACAAAACAAACGGCAGCGCGAGCGAGCGAGCGGCCGCGGUCGGAGAGAGAGAGCGGGAGAGAAGGAGAGAGGAGCGGGCAGCGGGCACUCGCCUCACACCGCCCUCCUCCCCCCCACACACACACACGCACGGUACUUCAACAUUUGAACACUGAGGGGGACAACAUGGGUCCAAAGACUUUUACACACAGUUCUCCGGUCCAUGGUCAAGAACUUCUGGGAAAGUUAAACAAACUGCGCAACGAAGGACACUUCUGCGAUGUAACAAUUCGAGUCCAGGACAAAAUCUUCAGGGCCCACAAAGUGGUUCUUGCUGCUUGCAGUGAAUUCUUCAGGGCAAAACUUGUAAAUCAAUCAGAUGCAGAUGAGUGCAUUUUGGAUUUGAACCAUGUUACUGUCAGUGGAUUUUCUCCAUUGCUGGAGUAUGCAUAUACAGCUACACUUGCCAUAAAUACAGAGAACAUUAUUGAUGUCCUGGCUGCUGCAAGCUAUAUGCAGAUGUUUCAUGUAGCAAACACCUGUUCAGAGUUCAUGAAAUCAAGUAUCUUAUGGAAUACAAACAGUAAUCCUUCAGGACCUGUUCUUCCACUCCCUCAAGAGAACAGUGGUGCUUGCAUCAUUCAGUCCCACGAUGACAGUCUAUCUCCAGUAUUAUCAGAAUGCAGUUCCAUUGAGAAAAGUAAGCCCAGGGAAUCCCGCAGAAAGAGAAAGAACUUCAUAAUGAUGUCCCCAGAGAGUCCCACAGAGUCUGCUGUCCAACCCAACUGUUCACAUGUCGUGAACCCAUCGGUGACUUUCUCGGAUAAUCGAAACCAGCAGUCUGUGGACUCGUCGCUGUCAUUUCAGUGGACAUAUCCGGUGGGUGCUGAUCGCCGGACUCACGGUGAGAAGGUAAAAGCAACAGAAAGCGUUCGGAUUGUGGAACAUCCCAUAGCCACCGACAUUACAGGAAGAGUAUCUGAAUACACUGCCUGUGAGAGUACAAAAGCAACAUCACCCCCCAUGAUAGAAGACGAUGUAAGGAUCAAAGUUGAAAGGCUGAGUGAUGACGAAGGUCACGAAGUUGUAUCACAGCCUGUCAGUGCUUCACAGAGUUCACUUAGUGACCAUCAAACUGUACCGGGGAGUGAGCAGGCUCAGGAGGAUUUAUUGAUUAGUCCCCAAUCUUCCUCAAUCGGUUCAGUAGAUGAAGGAGUUACAGAAGGGCUACCAACACUUCAAGGUACUUCCAAUGCCAACAAUCACCCUGAUGAUGAUGAUAGGUUAGAGAAUGGGCAGUACUCCUAUCAGCUCUAUAUAAACCCUUCAACAAGUGGCACAGAAAGACCCAGUCCAAAUGGCCCAAAUAAGCCUUUCCAGUGCCCUACAUGUGGUGCCAGGUUCACACGCAUCCAGAACCUCAAACAACACAUGCUUAUUCACUCAGGUAUCAAACCCUUUCAAUGCGACAGAUGUGGAAAAAAGUUCACAAGAGCGUACUCCUUAAAGAUGCAUCGUCUGAAACAUGAAGGAAAGCGAUGCUUCCGAUGCCAGAUUUGCAGUGCAACCUUUACUUCCUUUGGGGAAUAUAAGCACCAUAUGCGCGUUUCAAGGCACAUUAUCCGAAAGCCAAGAAUCUACGAGUGCAAAACAUGCGGCGCCAUGUUUACUAAUUCUGGAAACCUAAUUGUACACCUGAGGAGUCUGAACCAUGAAGCAUCGGAAUUAGCUUCUUAUUUCCAGAGCAGCGACUUCAUAGUGCCAGAUUACCUGAAACAGGAGCAAGAAGAAGCCCUUGCUCACUAUGACAUAGGAGACAAUGGUUUUGAUAAUAACUCAGCAGUGCAGAUGCCAGUCAUUUCACAGGUAUCCUCCACACAGAACUGUGACAGUGCAUUCCCCCUUGGACACUUGGCUGGACUCAUGAACAAGGAUGAUGAAAUAAUAGAAGAGCAAAAGACAAAUGGCUCGGAUGUAAAUGGAAUGCUUGGCGUGAGAGAAGAUCUGCACAAGAGAGGUUCUCCAGAGGAAGGACCUCAUAUCCUUUAUAGCUAAGUUAGCCCUGGUAGUUAAACUUAUGUACUUUUGGAGAAAGUGCCUGGACCUGGGUCAAAUGAUUCUUGGAGCUUUUCUUCCAGACUCUGAACUUUUAUUUAAAAUAGGUCAACAUUACAUUAUUUGUUUAUCAAAAGUUUUGGACAAGUCUGUUAGCCUUCAAUUAAUUACAAGCACAUUAAACCACACAUUUCUUAUUUCACACGGCAGUCAAGUACUUUGGAAGAAGCCGCGGUACAACUUUUGAACAAUGUCUAGAGACCUGAAUCCUCCAACAAUGUUAUACUUUAUACUUUAAUAAAAAGCUGCCAAUAUUAGAUGCCUUGUCAAGUUGGCAUCUGGGAAGAUAUUUUGGAAUCAAAGUCUAAAAUGCUGCAUUGAUGGAUAACAAUCUCAUCAAGUUACUGAAAAAAAAAUCAAAUGUUUAAAUGUUCUCUGGCAGAAAUUAUCUUAUGACAGAUAAAUGGAAUAUUCUCUUACAGUUAAAUUAUGUUCACAGGGUAGGAAAUUUCAAAAUCUUCACCAGAAUAUGAAAUUUUGUUUUCAGCAAAAAAGUAACUUUGUACAAUAAUAAAAAAUGUUUUUAUCAAUGAGAAUUCAAAGCUGGCAUUGUAAAUAGAAAUAUUAGUCUGGAUAUCUUUUCCUGCACUCCAAAUUAUACCACAUUUCCUUCUAUAUAGUCAGAUAUAUUCUGGUCACCUGAAGGGAAGUGGAAGAAUCAAAAGCUAUGAGUUAUUUGCAGUCAGGCAUCGGGCUUUCUGAAUGCCAUUUGACUUUUGCAUUCCUUGCUGAAAAGUUUGAAGUUCCCAUUGCUGUUUUUUCCAGUUCAGGAAAGCAGAGCUGCAUUCAGCAUAGGACCUUGUGACAAUUAAUGUCUGUCGAGUGUGAAACUAAUAUACAAUUGGUUUCUUGGCCAACUGGGCUAGAAAUGGUGCAAUUAACCUUGAGUCAGGAGUUGGCUUCGGAGCCAUUGGCUCUGGGCUGUUGCCGCCAAAGUGUGACCUUCUUACUUCGACGUGAUUUAAACUGGAAAUAUCCGAACCUAUUUCCAGUACAUAUUUUACUAUUAAUCUGAAGUAAAAGUGAAUGCAUAUCUCCUUCAGAUAUGUUUAGCUACUUUUUAGUCUCUUGUAACUUGUGAAUGUGUGUUGACAUUGACACCACAGUUGGUGGCACGUUAGUGAAAGAGUAUUUUUCAGGGAGCUUGUUUGCCUUGGCUGUUGUUCAAUCAGUAGUUUAUUGCAAACUUUUCUACACGUUUUUGUGCUAACAGAUAACUCGUUUGAAGCUUAAAUGUUCAGACUUAGAUUUCUACGGCUGUUAAGUUUUUUUUAAACAAUCUACAAAAUUUGCUGUUUUGUGAAGUGUUCACCUUUUUAAAGCUAUUAAUUAAAAUUGUUGAUCCUUUUGUUAACAUGCAAAGGGUCAUGUAAUAUUUUGACAAUCUGAAGGCAUGCUGUGAUUGAUUAAGGCAUGUGUGUUUUAAUUUUUUAUUUUUAGUAUCUUAUGUAGUCUUGGUAUUCAGAAUAUAUACAACGUAGCACUCCUGAGAAUAAAGCACAGAUAACAUUUGAUGGUUUGAGCUUAUUCAGAUAAAUGUUUUGUUAUACAUUAUCCGUACCAGCAAUACUGAAAAAUACCUGCUUGGGUAGUAGCUGGCCAGAAUAUCCUGUUUGGAGUAUUAGAAGCUAAAAGUAUGCUGGAAGUAUUGUCAGAAAAGCCUCUAUUUUUGUGUUAAUUGUUAGGGAGUUGGUCUGAAUGAAACUCUGAUCCAUGCACAGAAUUCAGUGUUUCAGCACCAGAUGUUAAAUAUGAAUAGUUAAUCCAGUUUCUGGAAAGACAAUGACUAAAUACAAUGUUUUGUAUACAGUCAGUCAUUUUAAUAUAUUCUAUACUUCUUCAUUCCCAACUUUUUUAUUAUAUCUUGUUAAGAUUGAAGAGUUUUUACUUAAUUUCAAAUAGUACUAUCAUGAAUUCAUUUUGGCUUAUUUUCAGUAUGAAUCAAAACUGGAUUUGUUGUUCGUUUAGUAAGGGGAGGGACGGGGCAUGGGGGGAAUACAGUGGGAGCUAGCAUCGAGGAAGAUUAUUCAGCUCAUUGAGACUGUUGUGUGGAAAAAUGAAACUCGAUACUCGCACCUCUUAUUAGAGGUGGGUGAUGCAAAGCUGUGUGUUCCCAUUAUAAAAUCUGCUAAACCAUCAAUGACGCAACACUGUUAUUUUUAUUUAAAUUUUAAAAUACCAAUUAUUACUCUGUAGAGCAACAGUAGAUAGUUGUUAAACUGAGUUGCUAUUAUCGUGUUUCAUUAAUUAAUGGUUUUAUAAUUGUUUUCCAUUAUUAUAAAGAUUUUAUUCUGCCAGUGUGGGCAAAUGGUUAAAUCAACUAAAUGUUGACCACUAUUCAAAACUCAAAGAAAAUUGUUGGUACAUUCAAUGAAACUACAGUAAUUGUCCUGUCUGUUUAUGUGGGCAUGGUUGAAGUUAACCAUUAUAUGUAUAUCGGUAGUACUAAAAACUGAUGUAGUUCCUUCUGUCCUGUAUUCAACAAAUGUGCAUUUUUUUAAUUGUUUGUUACAUUGCAGUCUUCAAAAGUUCAGCACUUUGACACUCUACAUGUUGGUGAUCUUCAACUUGUAAUCCCAUCACUGCCGUUACCUAUUGCAAGGACAUUAAUAAAGCUGAGCCUUCAGUGUCCCUGUUGUGGUCACCUGCUUGUAAAUACUGUAUAGUCUGAUGACUUGGAAAUAUUGCUAAUCUGUUGAGCAACAGACUUUGGAUGGAAUUUUUGAUAGUAUGAUUGCCAGUAAAUUGGAUUUUUCUUUGUUUGUAAUCCUUGUUUUUCACCAGCAUGGCCCCAUGACAGGAGGUUAUUGUAAAACAUAGCAAAAUGCAAAAUACAUUGUUCUCUGGCUAUGGGUUGCUUUAUUUAUCCUGUUGUGGAGUCUGUCAGUCCUUCUACGUGUAUGCGUGCGUGAGUAUGAGUGUAUAUAUAAAUUGGGAAAAGUUCACAUAUUCUAUUUUCAUGCUCAUGAUGGUCACAGAGGCAAGUAGCAUUGUAUAAAGUUUGAUAAAAUAAUACUGCAGUUGAUAAUCUGUGUGGAAAUUAUAAAUAAAGCUCUUUACCAUUAUA